This is a messenger RNA of Saccharomyces paradoxus, 1389 nucleotides long. RefSeq names its product mitochondrial processing peptidase (gene MAS1). NCBI's taxonomy places the organism in Eukaryota, Fungi, Ascomycota, Saccharomycetes, Saccharomycetales, Saccharomycetaceae. Gene Ontology annotation, cellular component: mitochondrion. The record is from RefSeq and is a predicted model, not a curated record. The coding region runs from base 1 to 1389 and encodes 462 amino acids. The transcript has a single exon. Gene Ontology annotation, molecular function: metal ion binding; metalloendopeptidase activity.
AUGUUUUCCAGAACAGUAUCCAAGCUGCGCAAUACAAGGAGGCUUUUGAGUACAGUUUCCUCGCAAAUUCCAGGAACCAGAACCUCGAAACUACCUAAUGGGUUGACAAUUGCCACAGAAUACAUUCCCAAUACAUCUUCGGCUACUGUUGGAAUAUUCGUCGACGCCGGUUCUAGGGCAGAAAACGUAAAAAACAAUGGUACAGCCCAUUUUCUAGAACACUUGGCCUUCAAGGGUACUCAGAAUAGGUCGCAACAGGGAAUUGAAUUGGAAAUCGAAAAUAUCGGAUCGCAUUUGAACGCGUAUACAUCAAGAGAAAAUACAGUCUAUUAUGCUAAAUCUCUACAAGAAGAUAUUCCAAAGGCGGUUGAUAUCUUAAGUGAUAUUUUAACCAAGUCAGUUUUAAACGGUAGUGCUAUUGAAAGAGAAAGGGAUGUCAUCAUCAGAGAAAGUGAAGAAGUGGACAAGAUGCACGAUGAGGUUGUUUUUGACCAUCUUCAUGAGAUUACCUAUAAAGGCCAGCCUUUGGGAAGAACCAUUCUAGGACCUAUAAAAAAUAUUAAAUCUAUAACAAGAUCAGAUUUGAAAGAUUAUAUAACGAAGAACUACAAAGGUGACAGAAUGGUCUUGGCAGGUGCGGGCGCUGUUGAUCAUGAAAAAUUAGUACAAUAUGCUCAAAAAUACUUUGGUCAUGUGCCCAAAUCUGAAUCGCCUGUCCCAUUGGGCUCACCAAGGGGGCCAUUACCAAUAUUUUGUAGAGGUGAGAGGUUCAUCGAAGAAAAAACGUUACCUACUACACAUAUUGCUAUUGCAUUAGAGGGCGUUUCAUGGUCUGCACCUGACUAUUUUGUAGCUCUGGCGACACAAGCGAUUGUCGGUAAUUGGGACAGAGCUAUUGGAACAGGCACAAACUCUCCCUCUCCAUUGGCAGUAGCAGCCAGUCAAAAUGGUCCUUUGGCUAAUUCGUAUAUGUCAUUCUCCACAUCAUACGCUGAUUCAGGUCUGUGGGGGAUGUACAUAGUAACCGAUUCUAAUGAGCAUAACGUGCAGUUGAUAGUUGACGAAAUUUUAAAGGAAUGGAAGAGAAUAAAAUCCGGCAAAAUUUCAGACGCCGAGGUGAAUAGGGCAAAGGCUCAGCUAAAGGCAGCUUUAUUGCUAUCAUUAGAUGGGUCGACGGCCAUUGUUGAAGAUAUCGGCAGACAAGUGGUGACAACAGGUAAGAGAUUAUCGCCAGAAGAGGUUUUUGAGCAAGUUGAUAAAAUUACUAAGGAUGACAUCAUUAUGUGGGCAAAUUACAGAUUACAGAACAAACCAGUUUCAAUGGUUGCCCUAGGGAACACAUCCACGGUCCCUAAGGUUUCCUAUAUCGAAGAAAAAUUGAACCAAUAA